This is a messenger RNA of Conger conger (European conger), 6001 nucleotides long. It is a transcript of the gene bmp10, whose product is annotated as bone morphogenetic protein 10. Gene Ontology annotation, molecular function: cytokine activity; growth factor activity. The record is from RefSeq and is a predicted model, not a curated record. Gene Ontology annotation, cellular component: extracellular region. NCBI's taxonomy places the organism in Eukaryota, Metazoa, Chordata, Actinopteri, Anguilliformes, Congridae. The transcript is spliced from 2 exons. Gene Ontology annotation, biological process: BMP signaling pathway; SMAD protein signal transduction. Bases 473 to 1933 code for a protein of 486 amino acids.
CCACCCUCGUGCUGCGAACGUAAACUUUAAGGGAAAAAAGACAAGGAGAAGCGUGUCGGAGAAAAGAGCCGAUAAAAGGAUCGAGCCAAAGGUUGGAGCCAGUCACAAGCCACAACGCGAAGGCCAGAGAAACGCGGACUGCAGCUCUGCCAAACCUGUCAGGUCCGAGGGGUCGACAGAAUCGCCGACCUCUCGCACCCUGUCACAAGACCCACAAGGACCCACCUUGCUUUUCUUUUUUUUUUCUUUUUUUAAAAAUCUUGCAUCAAACCGCAAGAAGGAGAACCGCACGGAGAGGAGCUUGGUAGAGGAGACCAAAACCACUGCUUCAGAUUUUCGUGUGGAAAAUCUUUAUGAUUUUUUGUGCAUGUAUAAUUUUUUUGAUUAUUAUUUAUUAUAUUGGUUGGAUACCUGUGCCUGCAGAUUACUGUGAAUAUAACCACCAAGGACCCAGGAGCCCGACUCUUCCCUCAUGACAAUGGCUGUUGCCAGGGUGAUGACUUUCAUCCCACUUCUCCCACUUCUCCUGUUGUGGCCACGCUCUGGCCAGGGGAGCCCAAUACUGUCCCCUGAGGAACCCCGCCUGGAGGCCAGACACGGCGGCUUCCUGGACCCCUCUCUCCUGGAGCAGGACAGCGAGCUGGACAUGCAGAGCCUUCUGGAAAGCCUGCGGGGCCAGUUCCUCCGCACCUUCAACCUGACGGGCCUGGGGGGCCCCCUGCAGCCCAACGGGGGUCCCAGGGCCGAGCCGCCUGAGUACAUGAUGGAGCUCUACAACCGCUUCGCCAACGACCACACGGCCAUGCCGGCCGCCAACAUCAUCCGCAGCUUCAAAAACGAAGAUGGCUCACCGGACAGCGUGGGGACUGGGGGGGUGAGGAAGCACCCGCUCCUCUUCAACGUGUCGAUCCCGCACCACGAACGCGUCACCUCCGCCGAGCUCCGCCUCUACACACUGGUGCAGCGCGACCGCCACAUCUACGCCGGCGUCGACCGCAGGGUGACCGUGUUCGAGGUCCAGGGUGAGGACGCCAACGGAGGCGAAGAGGCCAAUGGGAGGACGAGAGGGGGUGAAGAAGGCGAGGAUAGAGGAGGAGGUGGAGGAGGGGAGCCCAGGUUGUUGGAGCUGGCUUCGCGGAGGGUCUACGGCACGGACGACGGCUGGGAGUCAUUCGACCUUACCGCCGCUGUCCACCGCUGGCGCAAGUCCGAGUACGGCACCACCCACAGGCUGGAGGUCCACAUCGCGAGCCUCACCGGAGAGGGGGAGGAGCCUCAGGCAGGGGGCGGGGCUGACGGCGGGGCUUUGGGCGGAGACAUGGAGAUUGACGUGAGCCCGGAGGCCAAACACAAACCGCUGAUGAUCGUCUUUUCCGAUGACCAGAGCAGUGAUCACCGGGGAGACAAGCGGGACAUCAACGAGAUGAUCGGGCACGAAACCAUGGGGACCAGCCUGCAGGACAACCUGGACCUGGGGCUUAACGGGCUCUGGGGCGACCACGGGGACAGCAGGGGCCGCCGGGAGGACGAGGAGGACGAUGAAGAGGCGCUCAUGCAAAUGCGCUCAAACCUCAUAUACGACACGGCCUCCAGGAUCCGCCGCAACGCCAAGGGCAACCAGUGCAAGAAGACCUCGCUCUACGUCGAGUUCAAGGACAUCGGCUGGGACUCCUGGAUCCUGGCCCCCUCAGGGUACGAGGCCUUCGAGUGUAGUGGUGUCUGCUCCUUCCCCCUGACCAAACACGUCACGCCCACCAAACACGCCAUCAUCCAGACACUGGCUAGCAUGAGGAGCCCGCAGAGGGUGUCCCAGGCCUGCUGCGUGCCCACCAAACUGGACCCCAUCUCCCUGCUCUACAUGGACGAGACCGGCGUGGUCACCUACAAGUACAAGUACGAGGACAUGGUGGUCGCUGAAUGCGGCUGUCGAUAGUCCCGCCCCUCCCCAUGGAAGGGGGAGGAGCUUAGACUCUUGAAACAAUGGAGGUUGCAGGAGGAGUUUGGGAGUUUUUUUCACGAAUAUCAACAAACAAAAUACAUAAAAUGGACUAUAAUCGGACAGAAACUUUGCUGAAUGAAGGCUACCACUUUAGAAACUUUAAAACAAGUUUUUUGCACCAGUCUGAGGCUAUAAAAACUAUUUUGAAUGACUUAAUGACUAUAGAAUCCCACGGUCACAGAUUUGCUUUCAUCCAGCUCCACCAUUUAAACUGGACUGAAGGGGGACUAGGAAGCCAUUUUGGGAAAUGUGUUUCUCCGGAAUAAAAGGAGAAGAAAGGAGAGAAGGAGAGAGGGAGGCAGCAUAGAGAAGGAGAUAUACUCCAGCGUAGGAGGGGGGAGUCUGUAUUUAUGUAAAGUCACUGUAGGUUCUUACUGCUUGUAAAUGUGUAUAUUUUGUAUUUCAGGAAAGAGAAUAUUUAAUUAUGAUGUACAGUACAAUGCAAUUCAUAUAAAUCAAUCAAACAAUCUGUAAACCAAAAAAAAAAAAAACGACAAUCAGGAAACCAGAAGCAGUGACGUGUAGUAAGAUUUUCGCUCUCAUGUUUUUUUCGUUACACACCCAGUGACAUGCUAAAAUAUAAAAACCCAUCUAGUUCUCUCUAUCAGCUUGCACUACAGCAGGGGUGCACACUAAGGGCAAAUCCACUUCUGGUUUUUAAGCCAAUUCAACUGCCAACCAAUCUUUGUCUGACCUGACAAAAUAUGAGCUAAGGCUGCAAACAUACAGUACCUUUAGUUAAAGCAUUUUUCUGUGGUCAGAUACUGGAGUGAACCAGUGCUGUUGAGUACAGAUAUUGAGCCAGCAUAAUUGAAUGAAAACCAGCACCAAACUCUUCCUGCAGGAAUGGGAGUUGCAUUGCAGCUAUAAUUUUAAGAUAAUGGACAAAAUGUGAUUUCAACUAGUAGGUCAGGUCAGGCCCAAACAUGGCAUCAGCAGUUUAGGGAGAAACAGAUCGUUUGAGGAACAGAUCUUCCCAAAGUUUUUAUGUGUGUAUUUAUUGUUAUGACAGAGCCAGUACUGUGCAUGUAAUGUACAGAGCGAGUGAGUCUCUGUAACUGGGGUUAUCGACGGACUACAGCCAGUGUGUGAGUGAGGGAAUCAGAGGGACUGGAGUAAGUUUGCAGUUUAAGCGUAGGAUCGGAUCUGGACACUAGCUGUGGUGUAGAAGGAAGGAGUCUUUUCCCGAGCAGUUUGGAAAGUGAGUUUUCAGGGCGAGAGAUUUCUGGUUGUGCUCUUCAGACAAGGACAAGGACUGAAGUACAGGAGCCUCUGUAAAGGAAAGCCAUUGCUUUAGAGUUAAUGUGCACCUUCAAAUAGACAAUGUCCACGGGGUUGGGGGUUAAUCACUUUGGGUUCCUCCAUCUACAAGAUUGUGGACUUUGUCUUGUGAAUUUUGCAUUCCCUGGAAAACAAGAACACAUUUGGAAAAAAGAGACUUGUCGCCCCGUCACACAAAGUGGGAAUUUCCAUUCAGGAAUUUCCUGAAGACAUUGAAGUGGAGAUCCCAUCCCACAAAGUUCUGAGCCGACUGCCAGGACACAUAACGCGGCAGUGGAAAAUUUUCACAGGACACCUCGGAGCUGGACAAGUUGUGCGUUUCGCUGCGAUAAUGUGCUUUUGUAAGGUCCCCAAGGACUCAAAAUGGCUGCCAGCCGAGGGGCUGCAAGUCCUGUGGAGCGACAGUUUGGCUCUCCUCCACUGACACUGAUUGCUUCAUUCAUUUCUUCCUCUCCUCUUAUCAUCCCUCGUCUCCGAUGGUCCGGCGAGAAGACUGACAAAGGAAAAUCUCCAAACUGGACUGCCCGACCCCUGCCCCCCCACCUCUCUCUCUCCAGCCGAGUCCUCGCCUCCCCCUCUCCACUCCUGGGGGGUUAUCUCCCUCCCGGCCUCCCUGGGGAGUCACAUGCCGUGCGACCGCCUUCCCCCCUCUCCUUCAUGCAGGAGCGAUAAGGAGGUGUUAAGACUGAGAAACAUGCACACCGUCGGACCCUGCGGCUGGAGGUUUGGGGGGCGGGUGCAGUAGAGUGGGAGAGGAAGGCUGUCAAGAUUCCUGCUACUGACUGGACUACUGGCUCCACUCACUGGCACAUUGACCCUGUCCUCUACCAUCAGAGGCCCCCACGCAAGUGCCUAAAUACCCACCCUUCCCUGGCCCCCCAGCCCCUGUCUCCAUUAAUACCCAGCUAUAUGCUACUUCUCCCUGCUCUCUCUGUGUCUCUAAUGGGGCAGCCUGUAGCCUAGGGGCUAAGGAACAUGACUGGGACCUGGAAGCCUGGUGGUUCAGACCUUGGUGUAGCCACAAUAAGAUCCACAUAGCUAUUGGGCCCUUGAGCAAAGCUUUAACCCUAUAUUGCUCCAGGGGGGAUUGUCCCCUGCUGAGUCUAAUCAGCUGUAAGUCGCUUUGGAUAAAAACCUGAGCUAAAUAAUGGUAAUGUAAUAUAAUGCCUCUCCCUUUACCUCUCUCCCUCUCUCCUUCUCUCUGUAUCCUUCAUCGUUAUGGAAAAGCGACCACCCUGCCCUUAUCAAUGCUCGGCCAAGAGGAUAAGUGGGGGAAACAAUCCCAGCUGCCAUUUUGAGUGAGUGAGUGACUGAAUCCCACCCACCAUUUUGUGACUCAAGGACAAAUGACUGUGAGAAUUCCAUCACAUCUUUCCCGAAAAGCCAAAUCUGAGCCGCCCAACCCGUGCUGCUUCCGUUUAUACAACUCCUAUUUAUUUGAUUAAUUUAUUGACUUUAUUGUGACAAAGAGGUGAUGAUGUAGAACAAUAUAUAUUGUGUAUUCAUACCAAAAUUAUACUUCAGAAAAAAAAGACAGUGGAAUUGUUUCUCUUAUUUAUGAAAAUUAUUUCAUGCAUUGUGUUGGUUGUUUAUUUUUUUGUUUUUUGUUUGGAGCAAAAGUCAAACAGCAAGUUGUUGUGUUCCUCUAUUUCACGUUUUAUUCUCAUACUUUAAACCACUUUACAGUUUUGUUUGCAACAGCGGGGAAAAAAUUCUUUGUAUUCACGCUUGUGGUUUCAUUCCUGAGCUCCACAAAUUGAUUCCUUUGGUUUAAACUUCAUGUGAAAUUUCUUCAGAACAGAGGUGUGUGUGUGCAUGGAUGUGUGUGUGUCUGCGUGUGUGUACGUGGGCGUGUGUGUGUGUGUGUGUGUGUAUGCGUGUGUGUCUGUGUGUGGGUCUAGGUGUCCAUGCAUGCGUGUGUGUGUGUGUGUGUGUGUGUGUCUGUGCGUGCGUGUGUGUGUGUGUCUGUGUGUCUGUGCGUGCGUGUGUGUCUGUCUGUCUGUGCCCGUGUGUAUGUGGGUAUGUAUGUGCCUGCACACGUUUGUGUGUGUGUGUGUCUGCAUGUGUGUCCAUGCGUGCGUGCGUGUGUGUGCGUGUGUGUGUGUGGGUAUGUGCCUGCACAUGUUUGUGUGUGUGUGUGUGUCUGCAUGUGUGUCCAUGCGUGCGUGCGUGUGUGUGUCUGUGUGUCUGUGCGUGCGUGUGUGUGUGUCUGUCUGUGCCCGUGUGUAUGUGGGUAUGUAUGUGCCUGCACACGUUUGUGUGUGUGUGUGUCUGCAUGUGUGUCCAUGCGUGCGUGCGUGUGUGUGCGUGUGUGCGUUGACAGGCAUUUAGAAUGCAAAGCUUUAAGUGACUAUUGAGACCUAUCAGCAAACAGGCUACAGUUUACACUUGUCAGAUGAACAGAGAGCCACGGGAAACGGCACUGGAAGCUCUAAUGAACACAGUGGUCAGUCUGCUUCUCCGCCUGACGGACUGCAGAUGCGCGUUUCGACAGCUGCUCCGGCUGACCCUCUCUGCCUUCCUGUGCACUUCCAGAAGCUUCUAUUAAACCAAACAUCGUACCGCCACCCUGGAGGGCCACAUGCCAAAGCACUGGCAUCGGGACAGCAGGCCCCCCAAUGACUUAUCAAGGCGCGUGCUGAUAGGUUCGUGAUGUCAUGAAUACCAACUGCCUUUCUAUACUGCACAGUGUACAUAUAAAUAAAGGGAAUGCGCUCCAAA